This is a messenger RNA of Cynoglossus semilaevis (tongue sole), 1306 nucleotides long. RefSeq names its product oxidoreductase NAD-binding domain containing 1 (gene oxnad1). The record is from RefSeq and is a predicted model, not a curated record. The transcript has 8 exons. Gene Ontology annotation, molecular function: oxidoreductase activity. Gene Ontology annotation, cellular component: mitochondrion. Lineage: Eukaryota; Metazoa; Chordata; Actinopteri; Pleuronectiformes; Cynoglossidae. The coding region runs from base 171 to 1103 and encodes 310 amino acids.
UACACCACUACGUAGAAGAAGAAAGUAGCUGCGGUUGUGAGCCGAAGAAGAAGAGCCGCAGUACUGUCAUGUAAGCACAGCGUGAUGACCAAGGUUAACCAUCUUCAUCUACUGAACUAAACUAUGAACAUUUUGUGACAGAAACGGAGCGUCUUCUAAUUCCAAUCGUGAUGAGUGCCCCGUCUUUUUUGGCCUUCGCUGUCCGGAACCUCACCCGACUGUGUCCCGGUGGCCGUCUGCACUGCAGUGGGCUGAUGGCCCCUAGUUCCACCACAAGAAGAAAUAUGUCUUCCAAAAGAAAAAUGGACCAUUUGGACAGGACAGCGAGCAACUCCAGACAAAAUGCCGUGUAUCCAGGGAGAAUAUGUGGAAUCGUAAACGAGUCGGAGAUGGUAAAACGCCUGAGGAUCGCUGUCCAUCCGAGCUUCAGCUUCAAGGCAGGACAGUGGGUGGAUUUCUUCAUCCCUGGAGUGGAGACAGUGGGAGGUUUCUCCAUGUGCUCCUGCCCAGGUUUGCUGCAGAGGGAGGGAGUCAUUGAGCUGGCAGUGAAGUCCACCACACACCCACCGGCAAACUGGAUCCACACGGCCUGUGCAGUAGGUUCCGAGGUGGACAUGCGCGUCGGUGGAGACUUCUUCUUCGACCCGUCACCUUCUGACCCGCCCGUGGAUCUGCUGCUGGUGGCCGGCGGCGUGGGGAUCAACCCGCUGUACUCCAUCCUGCUGCACACUGCAGAUCUGCUGCGCCUCCAACAAACCUCCUCUGGUCAGGACUCCAACGUCAGCUCGGUUCACCUGUGCUACAGCGCCAAGAACAGCCAGGAGCUGCUCUUCAAGAGCUCCAUCACCGAGGUGUGUCAGCAGUUCCCCGACAAAGUCUCCUGCGACUUCCACGUCACACAAGUGAACACAGAUGUGGACCCACAGCUCCAGUCAUCCAUCAACCGCGGCCGGGUCACAGAGGAGGAGUUGCGGACACAUGUUCACCCGGAGAGGACUUUGUGUUACCUGUGCGGACCCCCGCCCAUGAUCGAAGCCAUCUCUAAAACCCUCUUGAACCUGGGUCUCCCUAAAGACAGGAUCCUGUUUGAGAAGUGGUGGUAGAGUAAACCACCCAGAACCAAAGCCGGGUUCUCCUCGGAGCUCCUGAGUGGGAGGCAGAGCGGGUGUGUCCUGAAAGGAGAGCAGCUGAAAUAUUCCAGUGAUGCCGACUAAUGUGAGUUGUUUUGGUUUUUUUUGAGUGCUUCAGCAGCUAAGGAAGUUCCAUCCUCCGGUUCGUGAUAUGAUGUGUGCCUGACCUCUGUGAC